CAAUCGCACCAUUAAGCUACUUCUCUAUGUAUUUAGGUGAAAAUUAUAACUGAACAUUGCUGGAGGUAAGAAUAUCUAAGGGAAUCUUCUUGGGGGAAACGAAAGAAAACACAAGAUCACGGACUAUGGGAGAUAUCUUACUAGUCUCCAGUUUCCUCGCGUUCAGAUGUCUUACGUGAUACCGCAUCAAAACAAACAGAGCCGGGAGCUUUGAGCCAUUCAUUUUGGGAAAAACUUUGUGACUUCUCCGUGAUAUGACAAUCAAUAGAAUACUUUGACAGAAUCAAAUAGUUAAAAAUGAAAUUUUAGGGCAAAAGCUCGUGGAUGUCAUCGGCAAAAUCCCGAAGGUUCCUGUAAAUAUCGGAAGAAGUGCUCAUUUCAUUACCAAGUCGGCCUCGGUUUCAACGUUAUCGACUUUCUGUAUCGUAGCUUUCCAGUGUUGUUUUCCAUAGUGGGAAAAUUCUUUUCGAGGCAGACGACACAGCUGGAAUACACAAAAAAGAUAUAAAAUAAAGAUUCAUAUAUAAAGAGAGAUGGGAAACGAAGUGAGUACAGUCGGAGGAGCAAUCGCCACCGCUGCCACUUCAGUUGCCGCUGGAGUUACGUUUGGUCAGGUUGAUGCUCUGAAUAAUGCUGCGGUCGAAUGCGCCAAGUUUACGGGAAAUGCCGCUUCCAAGACGGUUGUACGUCACGUUGGAGAAACAGUUGGCUCUGCCGUAGCAACAGGUGCCAUGGCAGCCGCUUCUGGAGCCACUUUUGGACGAGUGGAUACCUUGAAUAAGACUGUCGUCAAGUUAGCAAAGCAUACGGCUGAAGCUGCGGUCGAGUCUGGCAAAGUGGUCAUUCACACCACCAAUGAAGUAGCCAAUGGCAUGCCUGUGAUAGGGCACAUCAAAGGUGGAAUACACUAUGCCAUCGGGGACAGAAAGAGUGGGAAUGAGGCAAUGAAGAAGGCUUCAAGGUCAACUGGGGUUGUCGUAGGGGGCGUUCUAGGGGUAUCCGGCGGUCCAGUGGGAAUGGUUGCCGGGGGUAUCGCAGGGGGAGCUGUGAUGGAUGGCAUAACAACUGGAGUAGAGUCGGCUAUAGAAGGGAAGUAUACUCCAGCCGGACAAAUCAAAGCUUGGACUAAUGUUGCCACGGGUAAAGACCCACAGACGAUUAUCGGGGGCGUGGUGGGGGGUGUUAUGUCCCCCAUCAUGGACGGAGUAGGAGGUUAUGAUGUCGGAACUCUGUUUAAAGGAGGUAGAGUUACGCAUCCACAUGACCAUCACGACUUGGCGGAGUUCGAACAUGUAGAAGUUCCAAUUGAAUCCGAUUCCGAAAAGUCAAAACCUGUAUCAAAUCAUUCCAAGGCGGAACGAGAAAAUAGCGAGGAUUCGGGUGCGUCAUCAGCCGUGACAAGAGCCGAUAGAGGUGAGGAUCAACCACACACUAAUGGAAGGGAGGCAGAAGAUAGAUCGAGCGAAGACGCUGAGGGAGUGGGUCGAUUGGUUGGCGAGGGAAGGAAAGCAGAAGGUCUAGGAAGUGACGAAAAGGGUGGAGUCCUUAGAAGGAUGGAGCAUUCAGCAGGGGAGGCAAGGGAAACAGAAUUUGAGGAGAGUCAAAGGGAAGUCGAGGAAAGCAAAACAGACAGUGGUGAAAGCGAAGCAGAUGGUGAAUUCGGUGAAUGGGUGUAUGUAUCAGCUACAGAGAUAAGCGAAGGAGAAGACGAGAGAAGAGAAGGUGUUUCAGAUGAAGGAGAGUCGAGUGGCGGCACGGGUGUAACAGGCAGACCUUUAGGAUGCAGUGGAUCAUCAAUUAUCCAUGCUUGGAAAACCGUACUUAGCGAAGGAGAAGGUGAAAUUAUUCACUUGUCAAAGCUAGAAGAUGGAACGCUUUACCGAGGCGUGAAUAAAGGUGAAAACCCAUACAGUGCGGAUGGCCAUGAGGCACGUUUGGGCGAAGGAGUUCACUUCACAGAUGACCUUGAUGAAGCUAUUGACUUUGCCACGCUACGGCAAGCGGCUGAAUCCUCCUACAGAGUAAAUGGAGAAGUGUACCAUUUCGCGUUUAAAGCCGCAGAAUGGCGGGAUUAUAUGAAGAACUGGACGCUUGAACAAGAAGGCACGGUCAGAACUCUUCAUAGUAUAGAUGAAUUCCAAGUUAUCAAGACCACUUAUGGUAGUGCAAACCAUUACCGAUUUAGCCCUCAUAUAGCUGAGGUGAUGGAACAGAGAGACACCCUGGUAAAAAUAAGAGAUGUUAGUACCUCAUCCAAAUGUUCUUUAACAUGACUGAACCUCAGUCACUUCAUACCCAUGGCGUACUCUAAAAUACUUACUUUUUUCUAUCGCGCAUUACAAUCUUUAAGUAUCUUUUGCGCAACCAGGCAUCUUCCGAGGUGGUGGUUGUAAUAAAGGGCGUUUGCUAUACAUUUAAGAUAAUAAAACUCUCUGGUUAUCAACGCUAUAAUCCACGCGGGAUUCAUUGAGGAGCUUUGAGAGAACACGAACAAAGUUCACAAAUCAAGAGCCGAAGGCAAAUGAUAGAAGAGCUUCUCUCGUGUCGAUCGAAGAUUACUGUGGGCUGCUAUGCACUGAGUCGAUAGGAAUUACGGUUUCUUGCUUAUAUGAAAUAAUUGUGAAACGUGUAGGUUUUCUGUGGGUUUACUGGAACAAUGAACAGUAGGUUUUUAACUAACUAGUCUUCGCGUAGUAUUGAGGAUAGUUUUAUCAAUCUGCCCGUAGAAUAGGAGCUUUCGCUUAAAGCGAGUCCUUCCUCAUAAUUUGUCACUUAAGUGAGGCGUGAGCAACUAAACAUUGCCUAAGGCCAGCGUGGCAUAGAACAAAACAAUGUUAGCGGAUUUUGCUGACUGAGUGUUUGAGUCAACCUUUUGAGUUUUUUUCUGUUGUGGUUUUUUCUUGUUUACUUUUGUGUGGUCGUUGCUUAGUAAAAAAGGAACUUGGUCAAUACAACUACUGCUGUUCAUUUCAAGUAUAUAGGAUAAUUUAAGUAUGUGACCAGGUAUUUACUGGGAUCAGUUCCUCCUGAUAUACGUUUACAACUUUUUCGCCUUUCCGUGUCCGCGCGUGUUCUUGG
Messenger RNA from Pocillopora verrucosa, 3078 nucleotides. RefSeq lists its product as uncharacterized. Lineage: Eukaryota; Metazoa; Cnidaria; Anthozoa; Scleractinia; Pocilloporidae. The record is from RefSeq and is a predicted model, not a curated record.